AUGUCAACGUGGGGUGACUACUUUCGAGUCACCACUUAUGGUGAAUCUCACUGCCGCUCCGUCGGCUGUAUCGUCGACGGCUGCCCCCCGGGCAUGGAACUCACUGAGGAUGACAUCCAACCUCAAAUGACCCGCCGCCGCCCCGGCCAGAGCGCCCUCACGACCCCGCGCAACGAGAAAGACCGAGUUGAGAUUCAAUCAGGAACCGAGUUCGGCGUCACCCUGGGUACUCCAAUUGCCAUGGUCGUGCGCAAUGAGGAUCAGCGCCCUAAAGACUACGGCAACAAGACCAUGGACAUGUACCCCCGCCCCAGCCAUGCGGACUUCACCUAUCUCGAAAAGUACGGCGUCAAGGCUAGCAGUGGUGGUGGCCGAAGCAGUGCCCGAGAGACAAUUGGCCGCGUCGCCGCCGGCGCCAUCGCCGAGAAGUACCUGCGCCUCUCGCACGGUGUCGAGAUAGUCGCCUUUGUUAGCUCCGUCGGUAACGAACACCUCUUCCCACCAACGCCCGAGCACCCUAGCCCCGCGACGAACCCUGAAUUUCUCUCGCUCAUCGAAAAGAUCGACCGCGCAACCGUCGACGCCCACGCACCUACCCGCUGCCCGAAUGAAGCCGCGGCCGCGCGCAUGACCAAAGUCAUCGAACACUUCCGUGACAACAGCGACAGCAUCGGCGGUACCGUCACCUGCGUGAUCCGCAACGUCCCCGUGGGCCUGGGAGAGCCCUGCUUUGACAAGCUCGAGGCCCAGCUUGCCCACGCGAUGCUCAGCAUCCCCGCAACAAAGGGUUUCGAGAUUGGCUCCGGCUUCGGCGGCUGCGAGGUACCCGGAUCUAUUCACAACGAUCCCUUCGUGGCCUCCGAGGUGCAGACGCAGCUUGGCUCCCAAAAUACAACUAAGCAACGCCUGGUCACCAAGACCAACAACUCCGGCGGUAUCCAGGGUGGUAUCUCCAACGGUGCGUCCAUCUACUUCCGUGUUGCAUUCAAGCCCCCUGCUACAAUCGGGCAAGCGCAGCAGACGGCUACCUAUGACUUUGGCGAAGGCGUUUUGGAAGCCAAGGGGCGCCACGACCCCUGCGUUGUGCCCCGGGCCGUCCCUAUCGUCGAGGCCAUGUCUGCCCUCGUCGUCAUGGACUCCCUGUUGGCUCAGUAUGCGCGCGAGAGCGCAAAGACUUUGCUCCCGCCAUUACCAAAGACGAUCCCUACUCGCCCUACCACGGGGUCGAAUUAGGGCUCUGGCUGCGUGAAUAUGAAAUCAAGAUAAAUCAACGGUUAUGCAUCUAUGACUACGUCUAUUUUUUUUUUUUCGAAUCAGUUCAAAAUUUCAUCACAUGCCGUACCCCGGCCUUUCAACC
Aspergillus nidulans FGSC A4 is the source of this 1357-nucleotide messenger RNA. Its product is annotated as bifunctional chorismate synthase/riboflavin reductase [NAD(P)H] ARO2. Gene Ontology annotation, biological process: chorismate biosynthetic process; aromatic amino acid biosynthetic process. Lineage: Eukaryota; Fungi; Ascomycota; Eurotiomycetes; Eurotiales; Aspergillaceae. Gene Ontology annotation, molecular function: riboflavin reductase (NADPH) activity; FMN reductase (NADPH) activity; chorismate synthase activity. Bases 1 to 1233 code for a protein of 410 amino acids. The record is from RefSeq and is a predicted model, not a curated record. Gene Ontology annotation, cellular component: cytoplasm. The transcript is spliced from 3 exons.